UGGCCGGGACAAUAUCGUAAUUUCAGUACCUGAACAGCUUUACUAUAGGUACGAUAUUUGAAAUUUGCGGAGCCACGCCUUCUCGAUACACUGCAUAUCGCCACAACCGAGUUUCCAAGCCCUAACCAGCAGAGAAGAACACACUCGAACAUGGAUGGACAUGAUGCGGAUGACUCAAAGCAGAGCACUGCUGACAUGACAGCAUUUGUACAAAAUCUUCUUCAGCAGAUGCAAUCAAGAUUCCAGGCAAUGUCUGACUCUAUCAUUACAAAGAUUGAUGAGAUGGGAAGCAGAAUUGAUGAGUUAGAACAAAGCAUUAAUGAUCUCAAAACCGAAAUGGGAGUGGAGGGCUCUCCUUCUCCUUCAAUCCCUUCCAAGCUGAAGAUCGAACCUGGCUCUCCAGUUCCGAAGAUAGAAUCUAAGUCCGGCGAUGACUCAGUUUAAGAAGGUUGACAACAUACUCUCUGAUUUAAACUUUCUAUUCCCUGAUUCUGUGAGCCUUUUUGUUUUGGAAUACGUAAAAUGAGUAGUAAAUAGAAUAUCAUCAACUCUCAGACAAAGUUCAACAUUUGUGUUGUUAAAAAGUCUGUGUUGUCAUUUUCUCUGGCCAGUAAUAGCUGGAAGCUUGAAGUAUCAAUCUUUUUAAUUAUUGAAUCGAAAUCUAUCAUUUUUUUUCU
Molecule: messenger RNA, 677 nt
Organism: Humulus lupulus (European hop)
Lineage: Eukaryota; Viridiplantae; Streptophyta; Magnoliopsida; Rosales; Cannabaceae
Product: heat shock factor-binding protein
Exons: 5
Coding region: 151-444 (97 amino acids)
Biological process (GO): cellular heat acclimation
Cellular component (GO): cytosol; nucleus
Molecular function (GO): transcription corepressor activity
Source: RefSeq, a predicted model, not a curated record